Biomphalaria glabrata is the source of this 12037-nucleotide messenger RNA. Its product is annotated as selenocysteine insertion sequence-binding protein 2-like. Gene Ontology annotation, molecular function: mRNA 3'-UTR binding; ribonucleoprotein complex binding; selenocysteine insertion sequence binding. The record is from RefSeq and is a predicted model, not a curated record. The coding region runs from base 167 to 4969 and encodes 1600 amino acids. Gene Ontology annotation, biological process: selenocysteine incorporation. Gene Ontology annotation, cellular component: ribonucleoprotein complex. NCBI's taxonomy places the organism in Eukaryota, Metazoa, Mollusca, Gastropoda, Planorbidae. The transcript has 18 exons.
UAAACUAGAUUUCUAGUUUGUUAUAAAUAACGUGACAUACCACGAAUCUCGAUUAUUUUUGUUUCUAUAGUUUUAUCAACCAAGUUAACGAAAAACAAAUAUUAGUAGUCUAUAUCCAGCUAGAUGAUCAAGAUGCGAGAUGAGCUUAUUAUCUUAAGAGUUCAAAAUGGAUAAAAAGGGCUCAUCACUAUCAGCUGAUGCUGCUGAGUUUGUGCCACUGAGGGUGUCAGAGAUAAGUAAGCCUGGACAGUCAAAACACCCAGGUGCCCAGGAAAAGUGGAAAAGAAGAAAUGCUGUGGAGAUUAAUGAAGUGCCAAGAUACUUGACAAGCUGUUAUCCAUUUGUACCACCAGAUUCUUCUAAAUAUAGAUCGGAAACACCAAGAUUCCAGCCACCAUUUCAUUUUCAAGGCAAUAUGUCUGCUGCCACACCAAUGCGCUGCCCACCGUGGCCUCAAGUUCAUGCAGAUUAUAUGGGAAGUUAUUUACCAACCUCAUAUGGUGGCAUGGCUCCAUUGUCUUUAGAUAUGACUAAAGUUGAAGUUCCUCCUCAAAUGAAUAUGGCACUUGGUCAUCUGGGUGGACAAGGGUUACUGUUGGGGGCACCCCCAGACCCUAACUCUAACUGGCUGGUGAACUCCUUAUCCAAUAUGUACAUGUCUCAGCAACACCCUCAGCAAUAUGUGAACCAGCCACCAGUUUUUAUUUCGUCGGCGACCACUGUGACUGCAUCGUCGACCGUGCCCAUCUCUUCACAGAGCAUCUCUUCAGCACCAGUUGCACAGGCAAGUUUCAGAGCUGGGAAUAAAGCAUCAAAAUCAAAUACCAAUACUUCUGUAAACAAUUUAUCCAGCACCAUACCCAGUAGUGCAAAGCCCAAGCAGUCAUCAGUACAUCAAAAAGUUGGUGUCCGUUCAGCAUCACCAAUUAUGAUAAGCAGAUCAGCCCAGACAGACUUUCCUGCCAGUAUAAAAAACUUAACUGUUAAAGAGAAACCCUGUCCGUCAUUUAACAGAAACAGAGCUCGAUCUUUGCACAGUGUGCCAAGACACAAGUCAAGUGAUCAUGACUCGGACAGCGGAUACAACAGCCCACUUCACCAACAAAAUCAUGUGUCAGUAGCUACGCAGGUAGAACCUUCAAGUUUGACAAACAAUACUUGCGACAGUGUUGUCACAGGCAGACAGCAUGAGCCUGCCACCAGUUCAUUGACUGGGUCAAGCAGCAUUAGUCAGACCAAGUCAGGUGAUGAUCUGAGACCAGAUGGGGUUAGAAAGAAGAAAAAGAGGCAGAACAGAGAACAGAGGGAUGCUAACCGCAUGUUGGGGUCCAAUACAAAACUCUUGUCUAGGUCAUCAUCGUCUAUAUCAUCCUCAGGCACUAAGCCAGAUGAUGACGAUGAUGAGAAAAUAGAUCUUCACUCCUGGACAGACUUUCCUCCAGUUUCCCCUCGUUUGUCUGCACCUGUCAGAACCUCAAAUCAGCCUGUGACAUUAACUAUAGAAAGGUCUGCACAUGAACCGCCUUGGUCCAUUAAAUUUUCAAGUGCAGAUAAAACUAGGUCAUCUAGUGGAGACAAGCAGGCAUCAUCUUUAGGGGAACACAAGGGAAGAAACAGGCAGUCCCAUGAAAAACCUGGGCUUGCCACAGAUACUGCCAAAACUGGCAACCUAGAGCAAGGUGUUACUGGACUCAAUCAAUCUACAGAAAGAAAUAAAAACUCAAAAGUGGGUGAUGUAAAAAACAAAUUUAAAGGUCAAGUUAAAGACCCAGUCUGUGAACCGAUGCCAGUAACCAGGGCAGUGACAACUACAACAUUCUCAUCAACUGUGACCACAACCACGGUGUCCAUGGUUACUACCACCGCAUCAACUCUCUUAGUGGCUUCAAGUAACGCUUAUGCCUCACAGUUGACAGGUGGAGACCCCAAUCGGUCUGUCCCAAUAGGAGCUAAUGAUUACAGAAACAAAGCAUUAGCCCCACAGCAAUCAGUAUUACCUGUCUACCCAAGUGACCCUUCUUACAGGUCUUAUGCAAACAUUGCACAGGGUAUACGUUUGUCUUCACCAAAUGCCAGCCAGCCUCCUAGUCACCCUCCUGUUACUUUUCAAAACGGACUUUUCCCGCCCCCACUUUUUCCAGUUGUUCCAGUCCAGCCUUUUCCUUUCUUUCCUGGUGCUGCCUUAUCUCAGCCCCCUCCAGCCAUUAUUCCCUAUGAGGGGCACCAUGCCCCACAUUUUGCUGUGGAGCCUGUGACUUCUAUGAACUAUGCUUCCCAACUCAGAGCACCAGUUUUGAGCUAUGACACAGCACCCAAAGUCAAUACAUUUUCUGCUGGCAGGGGCAGGAUGAGAUCUAACUCUGGCCCUGGUGGGGAUAAACCAGGUGCCUGCCUCAAUCAAAGUAACAGUCAGACUAUAUAUGGUCCCUCCAACUCUGACCAAUUAGCCGAGGGCCAAACAGAACUGAAAGAAGGAGAGGAGAAAAAGAAACGCAGGCGGCGGCGGCGGAGAAACAAGUCUAAGCAAAAUGAGGAGGAGGAUGGAGUCGCUAAUAGCUCACACUUGUCUCAGACAGUAUCAUCUGACACGACACUUCACUUUGAAGAUGUCGAUGAGUUUCCAGAUCUUAUGCCCUCUAAAGGGGCAUCAGAGGAUACAUGGGCAGUAAAUGAACGAUCAACUCUCUCUGGCACAUCACUGUCGUACAGUGACAUUAUUAAGUCGUCAUUUUCAAAAGCUGGAAGCCAGAGCAGACCUCAGUCCCUAACUGGUUCCUGUCUAUCUGAAGAGGAUGUGGGCGCCAAUGAUGAGGGCAACAGUAGUCGAACAGGAGCCAGCUCAGAGUCCAAGCGAGCUAGAAAAAGGAGGAAGCGCAGAGAACAAGCCAACAAGGCGGCCGAAGCUGAGCUGGCAGAAAUUUCACUGGAGCAGCAGUGGCUCAGGGAAAUGGGACUGAAGAAAGCUGUUGGCCAGGGUCUCAGCAGCAAGCCCUUGCCAGGUGUCAUCACAGACACUGUGGUGGUGAAUGAGGCCAAAAAAGCUGUUGCAAGUAAAGGUGGCGGCAAGAAAUCCCAGCAGCCAAUAGCCAUUGACAUAGCAGCCAUGAUUGAUGCCAUACAGAAAAAACCUCCCCCAUCACAGCCUAGCGCAGCGCCCAACAAGCACAUUCCAAAUCAAGCCAAGGGAGCCAAGAAGGAGAAAGGCUCACCUGGCAGCAGUAUGCCAGGAAACAUGCUGGACUCCUCAGCCCCCAUCCAGAAGAGAGGAAAAGAGAGAGAGAGUGGCAAGGCCAAGAAGCCCAGUCCUCUGAAGAAAGUCAUACUGAAAGAGAGAGAACAGAGGAAGAGAUUGAGGCUAUUAGAUGAAGACCCUGAUACAGCUAACCUAGACUCCGUUGGUGCUUCUGGAGUUGGGAUUGUUGGUGGAGAGAGUGAACUGAGUCAAGAUGCACUGAGUUCUAAAUCCGAAGUCUCAGAUGGAGGCGAGGAGAGCGGUGCAGCCGAACUGUCAGCUGACCUUUCCCCAAUCAGCCAGACUUCACCAAUCUCCAUGUCUCCUGCCUCACCUGGAAACUCAGGGGUCAAUUCCCCUGUGACUGGAUCCAUAGGGCGUGAUCCUGUUCUGAUGAAGAUACACAGUCGCAGAUUCAGAGAGUACUGUACACAGAUACUGGAUAAAGAAAUAGAUCAGUGCUGUGCCUCUCUGCUCCAGGACUUGGUCAAGUUUCAAGACAGGAUGUAUCACAAAGACCCAGUCAAAGCGAAAUCAAAGAGAAGAGUUGUCCUUGGUCUAAGGGAGGUCACCAAGCAUUUAAAAUUGAAGAAGAUUAAGUGUGUUGUCAUCUCUCCAAACCUGGAAAAAAUUCAGUCGAAAGGAGGCCUCGAUGAAGCGCUGAACAAUAUUCUUAACAUGUGCCAAGAGCAAAGUGUUCCUUUUGUCUUUGCAUUAGGACGGUGUGCCCUAGGCCGGGCAUGUGCCAAGCUUGUUCCUGUCAGCGUUGUGGGCAUAUUUAACUAUGAAGGCUGUGAGCAAAAGUACAACAGCCUUAUCUCUCUGACUGCCACUGCACGAGCCGCCUACAAUGAGAUGGUUCUGGCAGUGGAAAAGGAGGUAUCCGAGUACCCAGCCUCUCAGACAUCCAGCAUUGGUGGUGUGCCUGGCCUGUUUGCAGCCCACAUGGGACAUUCAAGGACGCCCUCUGGAUGCAGUGCCAUCUCCUUCACUAGCUCCAUAUUGUCAGAGCCAAUCUCGGAGAAUUUUCCUCAUGCUGAGCCAGAAGUAGAUAGUAAAGGUUACGAGAUAGUGAGGGACGCUGCAGGGAACAUUGUUCACCCACCCAAUGGCCAUGACAUUGAUGACGGCAAUGAAGCCGAUAUAGAAGACUUUGGGGAGAAGGUAAGAAAGAAGAAGAUGGGGAAGAACCCCAACUGCGUGAGGUUUGGAGAUCUUGUCGGCUCAGAGGCUGAGAAAAACGAGGACAAAGAGGGUAGCGAUGUGACCGCCGGGAGGCUGAGCCGCAAUGUGAGUGAGUCCACGUUGACAGCAGACGAGGUCAGUCUGCGAGGGCAGUUCAACAAAUUGGAGGACCUUAAUGACGAAGGAAGUGAAAAUGAGGAGGAGGAACGAAGGAGAGACAUUGAACACAUUGACUCUAUACACAGUGAGAACUACAAUCUGGGUCAGGAGAUUCUCUCCCAGCACUCCUCACUGCCACUCGAGCAGAGGUCAAAAGGUCAGCAUGCAAGCUCGCCAAGGCCAUCCCCUUUAUCACCAUCUUCCCUCUCAGCUGUCUGUGGUAGUGACAUUAGGCAGACGAGGCAGGACAGCGGGGGCGUGGACGAGUACAUUGAUGAGGACGAGGACAACAGAGAGGAGGAGGAUGAAGGUAAAAGUCACCAUCGAAUCAUUGACAAAGAAAGAAUAAAGAACUGGCUAGAGUCGCAGACUAACUUAAUCACGGGAGAUUGACCCUCAAACUUCUCAUAGCUGUAAAAACAAAAUAAAGCUCAAACUUUGGUGGUUUUUUUUUCAUUCUUAACAACUUUGGAUUUGCUCCAUACUUCUGCAGCUCAAUAUGAUCCAUCAAGAUUAAUGCUAGCCCUGGAAGCUCAUCAGAAUAUUCAUUUUCAACUGAUGUUUGGAACAUGUUGAUUUGUUUUCUUAGUCAACUGCAAGACUUUUUUUUUUACAUUAAAAAAAAAACAACUUUUAAUGAUCAUAAUGUGUUUAGUUUUCUAGUUUUUAAUUAGAUAUUGCUAACUAACUCUUCUAUUGUUUUAGAUUCUUCAUAUAUAAUAUUACAUUGUUUUAGUUCUAGACCUUUUGUUAUCUAUAAAACUUUUUUUUACUAGAGUGAACUGUAAAAUGUACACACUUGGACAAUGGUUAUCUGUUUAACCAGAUUGUUUGUAUUCUGUUCAAGCUUAACAUAUAUUAGACGUCAUCAUGUAUUUUUUGCUUAGAUAGACUCGCACUAAACAUAUAUUAGACUUCUUUAUGUGUUGUGUGCCUAGGUAGACUUGCACAAUGCUAAUUUACUUUUUCUUAAGUGCUUAUUAAAUUUCAGUGAUGGUAAGUAAUGGGUUUGACUGAAAGUCAUAAAACAAAUCAUCAAUGCAGAGUUAGUGAUGUCAACUGCCUGAUGAUGUGAUAUGUGCUCUGAACUGUCAUCCGUGGUCUUAAGGUCCAGGGUUCAAACCCUGCCCACUGUCAUCCACCAUCAUCAUUCGGAAGGUUUAGGAUGUAAUUAUCUUUAGAAUUUUGUAUCUUUAAAACAUUUUACAAACAUUUGUCACGUACAAUAGAAAUUAAAAGAAAUUAACCCUAACUAUGUUAUCCUUAAAUUCUUCGUCAAAAAGUGGACUGUAACUAGUGUGUAUAGUUAUGCAAGAAUCAGAAAUCUUGUUCUACUUUCAGUUGGUAGUGAAAAGAAUUAAAAUGCAGGGGAUGGUAUCCUCCAGUCAUACAAGGAGCUACUUCCUCCUAGUUUAUGAUGUAACAGUUGAAUCCCCCUAGAUGCCACUUUACUAGUAAGAGUAAAAUGCUAAUCAUAACAAAAAAAAAUAAAUAAAACAAACAAAACCUACUUAUUUUAUUCAUGAUAAACCAGUUACACAAUAAAAUUUCAAAAUAUCUAGCAGUUAUAAUAAAUGCAAAUUUUUUUGUAGAAUCCCUGUAUUGAUGAAUUUUUAAUUAAAAAGUCGAAUAAAGCAUUAGGGUUUAUUAAAACAAAUUUUUACAAAUCAAACAAGAACAUAAAACUAAAAAUGCUAUUUAGCUUUGGAUAGGUUAGGUUAGAAUAUGCAUCCUCUGUUUGGGAAUCGUUAACUCAAGAAAACAAGAUUAGAAUAACACCUUUAGUAAAAUCACUAUAUUUAGAGAUGCUUCAGGAGGGAAGACUAAAAAGUAAAGUAAAACUGAACAAGAAUUUACAAAUACAAAAAUAAAACCAAAGACACACAGAGGUAAAGGCAAAUUUUUCAUACCAUAUGCUAAAAAAAAUUCAUAAUAAUGCUCCAUCUUCUCUACUGCCAUUAAAGCAUAGGAUGCAUGAAUCAACCAGGGAAACCAACUAUUUAGAGUUGGUUAACAUGCAUGACUAGAUUGACACAUGAAAUGCUUAUGAUGUAAUUAUCUUCUCUUUUGAAGUAAUGAUGUAAUUUAAGAGUUUUUUUUUUAUUGUUUGCUAAUGUUUUUAUGCAACAUGUCCAAAACUAUCUUGUAGUUGUGAAAAAAAAAGCAUUAGUGUGAAUGUGUUUCUCAAGUGAUAUGUAUAUCUAUAUGCACUGUAGAAUGAGUUCAUGGUACAUGCGCUACAUUUGACUACAUGAUUCUGUGUAGAACUCUAUGCAUGGGUUUAUCUGGGUUUAUCAUUGGCUGUUAACACAGAUUGCUUUUAGAUUAGUAAAAGAAGCAGCACAAUCCCCAUGACAUAUUUUGUCACAGUUACAUUCAUCUGAUGUCUAAAUUGUUGAUUGAAUUACUCAUCCAGUCAUAUUGUUUCACAAAUUUCAUGUUGUGUUUUAUGUCAGGUUCAUCCAAAAGUUUAAUUCUAAAAUUGUAUUUUCGUCCAUGCUGUUCUUGUUCAACUGUUCAUCCAAGGAAUGUUAUUUCUAAUGGAAUACAUAAUGGUAAUUCUAUAAUCAUUGUCCAUGGGUGUGACUUUGUACAAUUAAAUAAUCUAUUCUAUUUCCAUUUUAUUCACAAAUAUAUAGUAAUUUCAAUAUAAAUCAACAUAGGGAAUCAAUUUUUCUUUGAUUUUCAUGAAUGUUUAUGAAUCAGAUUUUUCAAUUACAGGUGAAAUGCUUAAAAAUGAAGGUGUAAAAUAUGUGAGCUAUAUGUACUUUUAAUACUCCAGGAUGAAAUACCAUGUUGGUCAAUAUUGCACUCACUGUCUUAUGAUAAUCAGUGAACUUUCAUUCUCGUACGGUACUGUAACAUUUGACACAAUGUGUCCAGUUAUUUUGUCUUUUAAACUUUUUUUUUGUCUGUAAGACCCAUAAAGGUGUAUUAAAGAGAGGAAAAUAACCCACUCUUUCAUUGUCCCUUCCAUGUUUAACAAUAGUAAAGAAGCUGGUCACUAUCAGCAUAUCAGUGAAAUAAUGCUUGUCAGACAGUCGUACACUUGAGCAAUAUUGUGUUGUAUUACUUUUUUGUAUCUGCAGUCUAUUUAUGCCAAUGUCUUAACUGAAGACCAAUUGUUGAGAAAGGCUGGGCUGGGAAACUUGGUGUGUAACAAUUUCAGAUACAAAGUCAUAUGCAUAGUUUCCCCUCGUUGUUUUAUAAUUCUUUUGCGUGCGACUCAAUUUUGUAAUCAAGUCAUUCUUUAUGAUAGUUUAUUUUUAGAGGCCAAAUUUUUAUCUGGAGUAUUUUGUUUUAUUUCUUUUCCAAAAAGUUUUUUUUAAUAUUUGUGCUACAACUGGUGUAGACUAAACGCUUUACACAUAAGCUCAUACAUAAUGUAAAUAGUGUCUUCAAACUUUAAAGAAUGUGUGUGUGGAUGGAAUUUGAACUCACCAAACUUAUCCCAAACAACUUUGCUGUAAUAGUUGCUGAUUUUUUAAUAUAUUUUUUUUUUUGAUGUAAUGCCAAGAGAUAACACUUUUAAUUUAUAGCAAACCUUUUUCUAGUCAGGAUCUAGAUCUUGAUUUUAUUCCCAAUUAACUGACAAAACAAAACAACCUCAUAUAACAUUUAAUAACAACUCUUAAAAUAACUUAGCCAGAAGUAAGGAUUUAUGUCAAAACAUUGACUCCACACAUAUUUGUAUGUCCAGAUUUUUUAUGUGAUGCAUACAAAUUAGUUGAAAUCAAUUAUUAAGGAAUGUUAAGAUGUUAAUUGCUUGGUGGUUAUUAUACAGGUCUGGGGUUCAGUCUUGGGAAGGCUGUGUUUUUUUCCUCAUAUCAUUUGGACUUAGGUUCACCCAUCUUUAAGUGGCUGAUUUCACCCAGCUCUAACUGGCUGAUUUCACCCAGCUCUAAGUGGCUGAUUUUCCUUGUUUUGGAGAAAGUUAGCCAUGUCAUUUUUUUUUAAGUCAUCGUCUUUUUUGGGUGAAAAUCUGUCUGAGGAAAGUUUGUCAUGGCCUUGAUUGGGGUGCUUGGCUAUAGAGAUCAGGAUGCUUAAUUUGAUUCAUGGUCCCCACCAUGCUCCAUUGGACACUUUUAAGAAAGCAGUAGCAAAAACCUUCCGUUCCAUUAAAACGCCACUUCCCCUAAAGACCUAUACAAUUUCCUUGUGACAUUCAUAAAAUACAUGAAUGGCCAAAAGGAAAGUGUUUUUUUUUAAAUGCCUAUCAAGAAUGCAGUUAGAACUAGUUGUAAAUGUGUGUCCUAGUCUCUUUUCAAGGAAACAGCUAGGGGAAUAGGUUAGCAGAACAUCAGCAUUAAAUGUCAGAUAUUCAGUGUAAGGAUUUAUUCUCUCAGAAGCUGUUUCCAUGUGAUAUUGGGGUCUCAUUGUUCAAGUGACAUUUCAUCAUUAAAACAAUAUACUUUCUUGCAUAGUUAUUGUGGUCAAAGUUAUGGCAGGUAUAUGGUUCAAAUCUCAUAGGGCAGUGUUUCCCAAACUGUAUUCCACGGAACACAAGGCCUCAAUAGGUGUUUCACCAACUACUGGAAGAAUUAAUUCGUAGAGGCCACCAUUUAAAUUAACUUCUGUAAAAAAAAAUAAUCUAAGUGUUUCCCUAAAUACUCAGAAUGUGUGAAGUGUUCCAUGAAGGGAAAAUUUUUGGAAACACUGACAUGGGGUUUUUAAGUAAUGUUGUGCAUUAUAUUUUUUGGCUAGUUAAAUAUAGAACUUGUUCUCUUUAGGGUUAGGGGACUUCCUUUAUCAGUUUCAGUCCACAGAAUACAAUUUUUUAAAAGCAAAAUCCUUUGUUUAUAAUUCAAACAGUAGUCAGAGCAUAGAGAACUCAGCUACAUCCUCAAAAUAGAAUUUUGUAUUAAAUUAGAACUGUAUGUACAUGUUAUAUUUUUUUUUAGUCAUCAAUAACUAGUUAGGCCCACAAUAAGAGAAACAAAUGCAUAUUGGAGGUUAUGAAUGUCAUUUGAAGUCUAUAAGUAAAAGCAUGUCUCUUGAGUCUGAUGAGCACAAUUUAACCAAAGGUGGUUUUUUGAAAUUCACUAAUCUUACUUAUCUCGACAUGAUGCUCUUCUGACUUCUGAGUUAAGAAAGUGUCUUAAAUUAUGCUCAUGUCUUAAGGAUGUUUGCACGUGUGCAUAAAUGUUAAUGGCUUCAUUUAUAGUAGCAAGGGGUGUUGAGACUGUUGAAUUAUUGAUCAAAGAUUCUGUUUCUAUGAUGUGAUUCAUUUCAAUGGUUGUUUCAUUUCACAACUGUAUACCUAACAUACUAGGCCUGCCUUCUGUUGUCUUAACUGUGAUCUGAUUAUUGCCCUUUCUUAUUUUCAAUAUGUUAUGUUUUGAUACCCAUUUUGAUCAUUUUCUAUGUGUAUCUAUUAUUCUAAGCGUGCUGUGCUCUCAAGACUUUUUUGUAUAAUUCCUAGAUGUGCUUAUUCACCUGAGAUAAACUAAAACUAAUCUGUACAUUAUUUUAUAGAUUUAUUCCUGUUGAUUAAUACUUCACCUACUGUCAUAUCAUAAUCACUCAAAAGAAAUCUAUAUUUAAUACUAUAAAUGGGUUUGUACUUCAGAAACUAAGAGCUUUUCCUUUUUUUUUUUUUGGUUGGGGGGGGGGGGGAGAAAGAAAAAUCUGUUGGUCCUUGAGGUGGCCACAUGAUAUCCUUGUUAGUUUUACCCUGUAGAGAACCAUGACCGUUAUUUUGCAGGGUCGGCCUUAGGCCACUGCAACUUAUGCGACCACAGUGGGUCCCACACUUAGGACGGCCGCUAAUUCUAGGUGUAAAUUAUAAAUUAAACCAUUUUAUAGCUUAUAACAGAUUUCCCACGGCCGCCUGAUUUAUCAGGAGCUCCUGGAAAUCUCCUGAAAUUGCAAAAAUAAGAAAAAGUCUCCGGAAAUUAUUAAAAAUCUUUGGAAGACUCUUACAAAUCUCAUGAAAUAUAUAGACAAAAAUUGUAAUUUUGGGGUGUCAUUCAAUAUGAAAAAUGCCAAUCCUACGCGCGAUAAAUAAAAACAGCAUUAUGUAUUACCUGUAAUUGUGUAAUCAGGCGAAAGAAGUUUUUCGCGCCUCAAACUAAUGAAGAAUUACUUGAGGUCAACAAUUCUCGUAGAUAGAUUGAAACAUUUGGUAAUUAUUGCUAUUGAGCGUGAUCUAUGUAGGUAAUACAAUUUUUAUGAUAUACUGUAUGACUUCGCUACACACAAGGCUCGUAAAGUAGUUCUGUACGUAAUAAAGAAUGAAUAAAAUGCAAAGACGAAUUUAUUUUCUAAUUUACAAACUUUUAAAUUUCACUUAUUAUCCGUAUCCCUACCCAUACUUGGCCCCGCGAAAUCCGUUUCGAGUAGGGCCCCACAACGGUUGAGUCCGGCCCUGCUAUUUAGUGACGGGUGAAUACAGAAUAGAUUACUUGUUCUCCUCCCCCACCCUUUUUUUUUUCGCCGAUAAAAAUACUUGGGGUAGAAAUAAAAAGAGUGAUCUUUCCAUGACUUCUUGGUCACAACGGUUAAGUCCGGCCCUGCUAUUUUGUGACGGGUGAAUACUACUUGUUCUCCCUCCCCCCUCUUUUUUGUUCGUAGGGUAACUCAAGUCCGACUUGCAGAAAUAAAAGAAUGAUCUUUCCUUUAUUUCUUGUCCAAACUCUUUAGCCAUGAAGAGAAUUAUAGAUAAAGAUAGAUGGCUAACAUCAAGUGUUUUAGUAAUUGUAAAAAGUACUUGGUAUUUCUGAAGUGAAUAGCUUACUAUUGAUGUUUAUUAAAUGGCCUAGUUUUCACAUUCUGUAUUUUUAUUGUCUAUAUAUAUAUAUAUAAUGAUUGCUUAUAUUGGUCAGUCACAUGAAAAUGAAUUCAAAACUGUCUUAUGUAGUUGAUAAAUAAACAUAAUCAUUUAGAAAAAUUGACCUCGUAAUUUAAUGUAAAAGUCAAAACUGAAGCAAGAUGUUCACGUCUGCAAGUAUGCUCAGUAGAGUCACGAUUUUAAGUCCUAACAAGGAGUUAUUUUUACUCUGGAUUUUGAGGACGUUUUAUUGAGAUUUAAAAAAAAAAUUAUUAAUAUGCAGUUUUGAGACUGAUUCAUCACAUAAGUAAACAUCUUAGUUACAAGGACUAACCAACAAUUACACAGUCCAGACAUAUUACACUAAGUUUAGAUAGAUGUACUGAAAUGUGUCUCUCCAGUGCGCAGUCAAGGUAGAGGCACUGCAUAUCAGUGUACAGUCAAGGUAGAGGCACAAUGUUAUGUUUUAUCAACUUUUCCUUAUAAUAUUUUUGUUUUGCUUGUUGAUGUGUUAUGGGCUGAAAGAAGAUUUCUGUUCCAUUUCGUUUUGUUGUUCAUUUGGGACUCCAUCUUAUGUAGAAUGUCAUGUGAUUCUCUUGUUCUGAAUUUAUGAACAUAAUAUGCAAGCCAUGAAUUCAUGUCUAUAAAAUUAUUGAAUAUUUAAGCCUUAAUAAAUUAUUUUUAUCAUCAUA